AGGAAACAAUGCCAGCUCCCAGCGGACACUGCGGUGGACUUCCACGACGGCCAUGAUUUGCUGAGCGCCAAGGAUACACCGCGCAGCCGCGGCUGGCUGGAGCGCAAUGAGGUGAUCAUCGUCAAAGCAUCUACGGAGGCGCUGCUUUCAGCGCCCAUGCCGCCCGCUGCGCCUGCUGCGCCUGCUGUGGCGCCGGCAGCGACAGCGCCUGAAGGUGCUCCGAAAAAAAUCUCGCUGCAGGUGGUUGCAACCGACCAGGACGGUACCCACACCGUGACCUUCAAGUUACGUCCCGAUUCGCCACUGGAGAAGAUGAUGAAUGCCUGGUGCAAGAACAUGCAGGUAGACCCUUCGGCGGCGGUUUUCGAGUACCGUGGUCAGUUGCUACGAGCGAAUGACACCCUGCAGCACUUGGGCUACGAUGGGAAGGAUGACACCCUGCCCGUGAUUACGGCGAGACCCAAUGGACCCAAUGGCCCCAAUGGCCAGGGAACAGUGACAACCGUGACCCCAGUGGCCGCAGCUCCAGCAGCUCCGGCAGCCCCGGCAGCUCCGGCAGCCCCGGCAGCCCCGGCAGCCCCGGCAGCAGCAUCCAGCGAUGAAUUGAUUUUAGUGCACAUCAUCUCCAUUGGCGAGGAUGGACGAAACGUUUUGGACUUCAAGAUGAAGCCCAGGACACCUUUCAAGACAGCCUUGGAGGCAUGGUGUGACCAUCACGGCAUUCCGCAGGACCAGGUGCUCUUCGAAUUCCAAGGUGCUCCGCUGUUGCCAUCGAAGUCCCCUGCAGAAUGCGGCUGGCAGAGCGCCUUUGGCACCUUGGAGAUCGAAGCACGACCCGUGGGAGGAGUGGAUGAUGAGGAAGCCAAGGCCGCGACAGGAGAUGAGAAGAUCGAUGUCCAGGUCCUGGCGCUCACAGACACCGGAACAGCCACAUCUUCAAAUUUCAAAAUGAAAGUGACUUCGUUCUUUGAGAAGAUGAUGAAAGCAUGGUGUAAAUUUCAAGGUGUUCCUGAAUCUAUGGCUGAUUUCGAAUUCAAUGGCCGGACAUUAUCGCCCAAAGACACGCCCGCGGCAUGCUCAUUUUCAGCAAGAGAUGGUGUCAUGAGGAUCACUGCCAAACCAAAAGAGGAAACAGCGGCAACAACUGCCUCUGCAGAAGUGUCCCAACAUGCAAGCCCACCAAUAGCUGAGAACAGACGACAAGAGAGCGUGCAAGAGCAGAAUAGCACACAACAAAGUGAAAGCGAUGAAAAGGUGUCCAUUCAAGUUGUUGCACAUGCUGAUGGCGGUGACAAUGUCAUAGAUUUCAAGAUGAAGUCCAGUUCAAGAUUGGAUAAGAUGAUGAAGGCAUGGUGCAAGUGCAACGGCAUCCCUGAAUCAGAUGCAGUCUUUGAGUUCAAUGGCCGAUUGCUACUACCAGAAGACACACCUGCAUCCUGUUCAUGGUCUUCACGCGAUGGUGUCAUGAGGAUCACUGCCAAACCAAAAGAGGACACAGCGGCAACAACUGCCUCUGCAGAAGUGUCCCAACAUGCAAGGCCACCAGUAGCUGAACACAGACAACAAGAGCAGAGUGUGCAAGAACAGAAUAGCACACAACCAAGCGAAGGCGAUGAAAAGGUGUCCAUUCAAGUUGUUGCCCAUGCUGAUGGCGGCGACAAUGUGAUAGAUUUCAAGUUGAAGUCCAGUUCAAGAUUGGAUAAGAUGAUGAAGGCAUGGUGCAAGUGCAACGGCAUCCCUGAAUCAGAUGCAGUCUUUGAGUUCAAUGGCCGAUUGCUACUACCAGAAGACACGCCUGCAUCCUGUUCAUGGUCUUCACGCGAUGGUGUCAUGAGGAUCACUGCCAAACCCAAAGAGGAAACAGCGGCAACAACUGCCUCUGCAGAAGUGUCCCAACAUGCAAGCCCACCAAUGCCUGAGAACGGACGACAAGAGAGCGUGCAAGAGCAGAAUAGCACACAACCAAGCGAAGACGAUGAAAAGGUGUCCAUUCAAGUUGUUGCCCAUGCUGAUGGCGGCGACAAUGUGACAGAUUUCAAGAUGAAGUCCAGUUCAAGAUUGGAUAAGAUGAUGAAGGCAUGGUGCAAGUGCAACGGCAUCCCCGAAUCCGAUGCAGUCUUUGAGUUCAAUGGCCGAUUGCUACUACCAGAAGACACACCUGCAUCCUGUUCAUGGUCUUCACGCGAUGGUGUCAUGAGGAUCACUGCCAAACCCAAAGAGGAAACAGCGGCAACAACUGCCUCUGCAGAAGUGUCCCAACAUGCAAGCCCACCAAUGCCUGAGAACAGACGACAAGAGAGCGUGCAAGAGCAGAAUAGCACACAACCAAGCGCAGACGAUGAAAAGGUGUCCAUUCAAGUUGUUGCACAUGCUGAUGGCGGUGACAAUGUCAUAGAUUUCAAGCUGAAGUCCAGUUCAAGAUUGGAUAAGAUGAUGAAGGCAUGGUGCAAGUGCAACGGCAUCCCUGAAUCAGAUGCAGUCUUUGAGUUCAAUGGCCGAUUGAUCACUGCCAAACCAAAAGAGGAAACAGUGGCAACAACUGCCUCUGCAGAAGUGUCCCAACAUGCAAGCCCACCAAUGCCUGAGAACAGACGACAAGAGAGCGUGCAAGAGCAGAAUAGCACACAACCAAGCGAAGGCGAUGAAAAGGUGUCCAUUCAAGUUGUUGCACAUGCUGAUGGCGGCGACAAUGUGACAGAUUUCAAGAUGAAGUCCAGUUCAAGCUUCGAAAAGAUGAUGAAGGCAUGGCGCAAAAACCACAGCAUCCCUGAAUCAGAUGCAGUUUUUGAGUUCAAUGGCCGAGAGCUAUUACCAGAAGACACACCUGCAUCCUGUUCAUGGUCUUCACGCAAUGGUGUCAUGAGGAUCACUGCCAAACCAAAAGAGGAAACAGCGGCAACGACUGCCUCUGCAGAAGUGUCCCAACAUGCAAGCCCACCAAUAGCUGAACACAGACGACAAGAGCAGAGCGUGCGAGAUAAAACCCUUUCUUUACUGACUAAGGACGAUGAAAAGGUUUCAAUUCAAGUCGUUGCACGUGCCGCUGGUGGUGAGAAUCUCGUAGAUUUUAAGAUGAAACCCACCUCAAAGUUCGACAAACUGAUGAAAACAUGGUGCAAAAGUAACUGCAUUCCCGAAUCAAAUGCAGUCUUUGAGUUCAAUGGCCGAUUGCUACUACCAGAAGACACACCUGCAUCCUGUUCAUGGUCUUCACGCAAUGGUGUCAUGAGGAUCACUGCCAAACCAAAAGAGGAAACAGCGGCAACAACUGCCUCUGCAGAAGUGUCCCAACAUGCAAGCCCACCAAUGGCUGAGAACAGACAACAAGAGCAGAGCGUGCAAGAGCAGAAUAGCACACAACAAAGUGAAAGCGAUGACAAAGUGUCCAUUCAAGUUGUUGCACAUGCUGAUGGCGGUGACAAUGUCAUAGAUUUCAAGCUGAAGUCCAGUUCAAGAUUGGAUAAGAUGAUGAAGGCAUGGUGCAAGUGCAACGGCAUCCCUGAAUCAGAUGCAGUCUUUGAGUUCAAUGGCCGAGAGCUAUUACCAGAAGAAACACCUGCAUCCUGUUCAUGGUCUUCACGCGAUGGUGUCAUGAGGAUCACUGCCAAACCAAAAGAGGAAACAGCGGCAACAACUGCUUCACCCAGUGCCAAGGACCCUGCGGACCCUGCGGACCCUGCGGACCCUGCAGACUAUGCGGAUGCGGCCAGCAGCAAAGACGAGCCAGUUCAGGUUCAGGCCUGCGGUGCGGAUUCCUACCGGAAUCGCUGGUGCUCCUACAAUGGCGUUCCUCAGGAAUCUGCGUGUUUUCAGUUCCAGGAGAAGGAGAUCACAGAGACUGACACGCUGCUGAGCAUCGGAGCCCAAGGCCCUAGCGUCUCGAUUCGCGUGGUUCCCCGUACCCACGCGGCAAAUAACAAGCGCAAUCUGAAGCGCAAGAGUCAGACGUCAGAUGGCGCAGCGCCAGCUGCGAAACGUGCUGCCAACGCAUACCAGCUCUUCAGCAAAGAGCGCAGGCAAAGCUUGACCACUGAGCAGCCGGAUCUCAAAUUUGGCGAAGCUGCCAAGAUCAUCUCGGCGGAGUGGAAAGCCCUGACCGACGACGAGCGGAGGCCCUAUCAGGAAAUGGCCCAGAAAGCCAAGGAGAACGCACAGGCCACACAGGACGCUGGCGUUGACAGCGGCGGUGCCGGCAGCGCUGCUGACAGCGCUGACAGCAAACCUGUGGUCGACAAGACCUGUGGCUGCGUAGCGUUGGGCAGGAAGGUGGAGGUCAAUAUCCUGGCCGAGGGCGCGGACGGCACCAGCGAGAUGAAGGUCACCGUGCGAAGGUCCAUGGCCCUGAAAAGGCUGAUGCAGGCCUGGUGCGACCAUCACGAGCUGCCAUUGGAAGAGGCGGACUUUCUGUUAGGCAGCUGGGUGCUAAAGUACGAGGACACCUUAGACUCACUGGGCUGCGGCGACAACGUCGAGGUCAAGGCCGUGCCCAAGGGCGACACCGGCGACGCGGCAGCGGCGAGCGCCGCGGACAUGGCGAGGCCCAAGGCGAGCAGCUGGAAAUCCCCAAAGUAA
Cladocopium goreaui is the source of this 4572-nucleotide messenger RNA. Lineage: Eukaryota; Dinophyceae; Suessiales; Symbiodiniaceae. The record is from the annotation of a GenBank genome assembly.